Hylaeus volcanicus is the source of this 1953-nucleotide messenger RNA. RefSeq names its product synaptotagmin-A. The record is from RefSeq and is a predicted model, not a curated record. Gene Ontology annotation, biological process: calcium-ion regulated exocytosis; regulation of calcium ion-dependent exocytosis; cellular response to calcium ion. NCBI's taxonomy places the organism in Eukaryota, Metazoa, Arthropoda, Insecta, Hymenoptera, Colletidae. The transcript is spliced from 9 exons. The coding region runs from base 262 to 1668 and encodes 468 amino acids. Gene Ontology annotation, cellular component: membrane. Gene Ontology annotation, molecular function: phosphatidylserine binding; calcium ion binding; calcium-dependent phospholipid binding.
AUAUAGGUAGGGUAGUUAAAAAAUCAUUCGUGGAUGCGGCGAGCUUUGAAUCAUUAUGUUCUAAAAUACGUGAGGACUUGAAUCGAUAAUAUCGUAAUCAAAAUUGUACCAUGAGAAAUUACGCAUUACAACGCGUACAGGAAAUUAAAUAUAUUUUUAUACGUGCAAUUGUAUACUGUACAAUUCUAUAAAAGUAUAGCAUAAGAAAUAAUGUGAAGACAAAAAAUCGUAAAUGUAAUACGUUUGAAGCUUAAAUUGAAGAUGGAUGUUCAUGGCAUUGGUAUUGUUGCUGUUUUGGGAUCUGUUGGGGCUGCAACCGGGGCUCUAUCAGCUGUAAUUGUUUAUACAAUUUGCAUUAGACGCAGACGAUUGUCCCUUCUUGUUCCAGGCAGAGGACCUCUCAAUUGGUUUGAGAAAGAUUUAUUGAAUAGAGCAGAAGAAGCAACAUGGUCAUCGAAAGAUGUGUUUGGUGGUUUAAGAUCUAAUUCUGCUUUAGAUCUAGAAAAUAAGUCUUUGAAACAAAAUGAUCGUUGUUCCGAUGAUGAAGAGUGGCAAUCUAAUUAUGUAUUUGGUAGCCUAGCAAGUGAUUCACCUAAAAAAGUUUUACAAUAUUUAUCAGAGUCGGAAGAUAUUUCGAUAUCACCUGUCAGCUCUUUUGCACCACCGUUACCAGAAGGAACAGUGGCUGCCUCUGAAAAGCACAUGAUAAUUGUAAAGUCAAAGACAAGAAGUAUAAUUGAUUCACAUUCUCGACUCAGUAGUACUGAAAUUGACACUUCUUCCUACAAGCUGUCUUCUUCCGCAUCGACAUCUUCGUCUGAUGAAAUCAGAGGUGAAUUACAAAUUGGUUUAAUUUACGAUGCAAAUGGUGGUAUUCUCACUGUUAGACUAGUCAAGGCACACGAUCUUCAUGCAAGAGAAUUAAAUGGAACUGCAGAUCCUUAUGCAAAAGUACGUCUGUUACCUGACUGGAGUAACGUAUGGCAAACAAGAAUACAUAGGCGGACUUUGAAUCCAGUGUUCGACGAGGAUUUCGUUUUUGAAAUAAUGCCCGAGUCAUCGUUAGACGGAAGAACAUUGGAAAUCCUACUUUACGACUUCGAUGCCUUCUCCAGGCAUCAAUGUUUGGGUUACGUACAGCUUCCUUUAUCUGCAGUAACCGAUCUAGAUACAACGCUUGUUCUUAUUACAAAACCAAUUCUACGGUAUGGUAUCGAGAAUGGAUUAAAAACACCAUUUAUGGGAGAGCUUAUGGUUUCCCUAUCUUAUCAACCAUCUGCAGAGAAAUUAACGAUUAUAAUUGUUAGAGCGAAAAGCUUACCUAGUCUUAACGAUACGAAAAAUGCAAAUCUGUACGUAAAAGUGAAGAUUAUUCAAGAUGGCAAAAGUAUUAAAAAAAAGAGGUCCAGCGUACAACGCGAAACCAUUAAUCCUGUAUGGAAUGAUAUCUUAAGCUUCGAUGUUGGUAACGAAGUAUUGUCCAAAUGCAUAAUAGAAUUUAUUAUUUUACGAGAAAAUGGUGAGCUUUUGGCUAAAUGCGAGGUAUCUAACAAAUGUCAAAAAGAGCUUUUUCAGCGUGUAUUAGCAGGAACAGGGGCAUCCGCGCAAUGGUUACCGCUAUCCGAACCAGAAACUUAUUGCGGUGAUACCACCGAUUUAAAAGAUUAAGAAUCUCAUGAAAAACCGUCCCACUAUGCCGGAUACUUUAACCCGUUCGCUAAUAAGAACUUAUAUCUAUGACUGUAAGUCUGCGUUUCAAAGUUAUGUUACAGAAAGAAAGAUUACAAUUACUAUUAUAUUAUUCUUAUAAGACGUAUUUCGAUCAACUUCGUGUGUUCAAGUUUGGAUAUCUUUAAAUGUUACUUCACCAUUUAUUUAUUUUAUAAUGCAAAUCUAUCAAAAGUUUUUAAUUCCUUUACAAGACUACUGUAAUUGCGAAUGAUACUAUAUACU